Molecule: messenger RNA, 1206 nt
Organism: Aphanomyces astaci
Lineage: Eukaryota; Oomycota; Saprolegniomycetes; Saprolegniales; Verrucalvaceae
Product: serine/threonine protein kinase
Exons: 5
Coding region: 57-1199 (380 amino acids)
Biological process (GO): protein phosphorylation
Molecular function (GO): ATP binding; protein kinase activity
Source: RefSeq, a predicted model, not a curated record
GUUCAAUCGGCGUCGAGAAGGAUCGUCGGAGAACACCAUUAUUGGGCUUCAAGUUGAUGGACCAGUUCCAGGUUGUGCGAGAGUUGGCGCCGGCGCUCUUUGGAUGCAUCUUGCUCUGUGUGAACAAGUCCAAUGGGCAGCAUGUCGCGGUCAAACGGAUGCAACUUGCCGCCGCCGCCAAGCAUCAGUCCAACGAAGGCCCGACGGUGCAAGAGGACGUUCAUGUCGAAAAACGAGUGUACAGGCACGUCGACAAAGUGGGCGGUCACCGCAACAUCCUUCGGUUGCUCACGUCGUUCGAAGAGGACGGCCACGAACACUUUGUGCUCGAGUAUUGCGUUCGCGGCGACCUGUUUACGAUGGUGCAAGAGGCUCCCCAUCAACACCUUCCCGCGUCGCAAGUGCUGCAUUACGCGCAUCAGAUCUGCCACGGUCUCUCGUUCCUCCAUUCUCAUGGCAUUGCACACGGCGACAUCUCCCUCGAAAACGUCCUCGUGGACGCGCACGGCGUGGCCAAGUUAAUGGAUUUCGGCCUCGCCGUCGAAUCCUUCCAUGGGAUGCAAUCGUCGUCGGCAGUGGGCAAGUUCUUCUACAUGCCGCCUGAAAUGUACAUGGGGGCGCCGUACGAUGCUUCCAAGGCCGACAUGUGGUCGCUUGGCAUUUUGCUCGUCAUCUUGCACACGGGGAUGCCGCCGUUUGCCCGCGCCCACAGUUCUGGUCCAUUCCUUCGCUCCGUCAUCUCCGUCCUCAUGCAUGAUGACAGAAGUUGCUCCGUAGAUCACGUGUUUGCGUCAUUCCAACGGCAUGGCAUCCGCGCGCUGUUGCGUGGAUGGAAUGUAUUGCCGCGCUUCUCCAUGGACGCGGUGGACCUAGUGGAGAAGCUAUUGGUCAUGAUCCCAGCGACUCGGUUGUCUGUAGCACAGGUGCUUCGGCAUCCGUACCUGACGCCGCCCCAACACCAUCCUGUGCCCAAGCAUGCGAUGAUGGGCACUCCCGAGCAUGCCGGUAGUAGCUGUCACUCCAAGAUGGAACACAAGACUCGUAGUAGUGGAGGGGUCCAUAGAUUCUUUCAGAGGGUGUUCCGCAAGGCUGUAGGAUCAACCAACCAGUCGACCCUCUGCGGCACCCUCCACGACGACUCGUCUGAACGCACGUUAUGCAAUGAUACACCUACAUCGAAUAACCAAAUGUGCACUUGACCUUCUA